Seriola aureovittata is the source of this 5932-nucleotide messenger RNA. RefSeq names its product cilia and flagella associated protein 65 (gene cfap65). Bases 279 to 5585 code for a protein of 1768 amino acids. The transcript is spliced from 35 exons. The record is from RefSeq and is a predicted model, not a curated record. Lineage: Eukaryota; Metazoa; Chordata; Actinopteri; Carangiformes; Carangidae.
UCUAAAACGCCUUCUUUUGACUGUUGUUCGCGGUGUUUUCAUAACUCACAUGGAAUAAAUAGCAGUAACCUCGUUGCCAAGCGUAAUUAUUUGAUGUUUGAAAGAAGGUAAGAGUGCGUUAAACAUUAGCCGUUAUUAGUUUAACAUAAGCAGUCUGUUUAGCUUUCAGCUUUCUGCGCCCUGUGUUAGCCAGUACAGCUAUGGUGAAAACACUGUCUCAGCUUGGUCUUAGUUUCAGCUACAACCAACACCAUCUGUUUUGAGUGAGUGUAACAGUCAUGUUAGCUGAGGCUCAAGGUCCAGACCCAAUGGGUUCAGGAGCACCAUGGCAGCCCCCCACCACUCGAAAGGAUCUCAAAGAGCCAGGGAAUCACAACAGGCAACAGGGAGGGGAGCACCAACGACAUGCAUCCAGCAAAAGAAGCUGCUUUUUAGGGUUGGAAACGAGGCCAGAGGUGGUUUGGGAGGACUGGGACCUUGGAAAAGAGUUCACCAAAACAUUAGUGUUAAAGAACAUUCAUAACAAGCUGCAGAAGCUCCACUUGAGGCUUCCAUUGUCCAAGUUUUUCACCACCUUAAUUCCCCAGAUAAUUGUUUUGAGCCCAGGGACUUCUUUCUCCAUCCCAGUCACCUUUAGACCGAUACAGAGGUGUGAGUAUGAGGACAGCAUUGAGUUUCAAGGUAAAGAUGGCAGCUUCCAAGUACAACUCCGUGCCAUCAUUCCCUGUCCUGCCCUGGAAGUGCCUGACUCUGUGCUGCUUCCAAUCUGUGCUGUUCAACACUCCUCACAUACUACUUUCCGGCUCAAAAAUGCAAGUAAACUCCAGACAUGCUUCGAGUGGGUGUGUGCAGCGCCAUUUCAGCUGAGCCCUGAGCAGGGCUUGUUGAGGCCCAGCCAGGAGUGUCACAUCACUGUGGUCUUCCGGCCGCAAGAGGCGAUGGUGUACCAACAACAGGCCUACUGUAUGUUUGGAGAAGAUGGGUACAAGGCAGAGAGCUGCUGCACUGUGCUGCUGCAGGCACUAGCUAAAUACCCAUGUCUUCAGCUGAGAAAUCCAGCCGAGAAAGAGGAAAAAGAUCAGGGGGGUCCAGUACUACACUUUGGUUCUGUGGCAGUUGGCAAAAGUUUGCAGAAAUACUUUGAUAUCUUCAACCCCGCUCCUGUAACCGCAAUUUUCUCUUUGUCAUGGCUGUCUAGUGAGGUUCCUUUGUUUGGGUCAGAGUUCAGAUGUGAUGUCACCAGGGGUAAGGUGGUGCCUGGUGGAUCACUACGGGCUGCAGUCACCUAUUCUCCUGCUAUGGUGGAUACUGUUUCGGUUGAGUACUUAUCUCUAAAAUGCCAGGGAGCACUUAACGAAACCCUGCUUAAACUCACUGGAAAUUCUAUAGGUCCCAAAGUUUCCUUGUCCUCCUCUGUGGUGGAUUUUGGCUGUGUUGAGGAAGGAGGAGCAGUCAUACAGACAGUGGAGCUGAUUAAUUCUUCUACUGUUGAGACCAUCUACCAAUGGGACCUUGACUGUAAUGGGUACAGUGUGUUCAGUAUCCAGCCAGCAAGUGGCAUAGUACGCCCACAUAGCCAUACGACACUGAAGGCAGUCUAUAGGCCGACACAGCCCAUUGCACACUACAGGAGAGUGGCAUGUCUCAUACUGCACAGGGACCCUCUGUUCCUUGACCUGAUUGGUACCUGUCACUCAAAACUCCAGAAACCAGCCAUUCUGAAACCUGAACACUUGGUUUUGUACAAGCUUCACUGGUACCGCAGACAGGACCCACCAUACAAUCCCAGUGCCAUGCAGCAAAAUAAGAAUGUGCACUUGAAUCAGCAGCUGCUGCAAUCCACCCUGGAUGAGCUGUCAGGUCAUAGACUGGACAGUGCUCCUGUUGUUCCCAGAACUCCCAUGGAGGAAUUCUACCAAAUUUGCUUAGGGUGCACGGAUCCUCUCUUUUCCAGUUCUUCGUCCUCUUCACAUGUGUCUGUGGUGCCAUGUGAGCUGGUGUUUAAUCACAAAAUGUCCUCCUCCUUGUCUGCUUCAUCCACUUCCUCUCAGUCUGUCUCCAUCAUCAAUCACACCAGAGGGAAACUCAGCCUGGUGUGGACUGUUACCCAAGACUCUGCAUUUACUGUCUCUCCCUCAUCAUGUGACCUGCCUCCACUCAAGUCCACCUCAUUCAGAGUGACCUAUGACCCCAAGCAGCUAAACACAUUGCACGGAGCACAACUCGAGUGUUUUGCAUACUAUAAAAUGGAUCACAUUGGUGAGCGACUGCUGUGUCCGCCUUGGUGUGUGACUGUCAGAGUCAUCGGCCACUCCUUUCAGCCUGGCAAAGAGCACUUCAUCCCGUGCUGCUCUCUGAAGCCCCCUCAAGUGGUGUUUCCAGCCCUGAGUGCUCUUUCCUAUCAAACAGUGCUCCUCCAGAAUGGUGGAGACCUGCCGCUCACUUUUUGUCUGGACCACAGCUCAAACCCUGCCCUUGUAGAAUCAUUGUCUGUAAUUCCGAACUGUGGUCUGAUCCAGCCUGGACAUCACCGAAUACUCACCCUCAGAACAACUCCCACAGAAGAUAGUCCAAAACAGGGGUUCAAUUUACUCCUGCAGCUCAAUGCAGCUAAACACACAAAGGAACUGACAGUUGUGAGUGUGGUGGAAAAGCCGUGUGUGUCUCUGGAAGGAGACGGCAGUUUAUAUUUCCAGCCAACAGCUGUGGGUUCACGGACACAACGCUCCCACCACAUCAGGAAUCUCAGCAGUCUACCUCUACGGUUCCAGUGGAGCAUUCCGGACCAAGACCAGGACCUUAUCUUUGCUGAACCAGAUGCUGGUGAAUUACAUCCGAAUGAGAGCUCAGUCCAGACCUGGUCCUUCAGUCCGCUGGAGGAGAAAGCAUAUACACUCAAACCUACUCUCACCUUCUGGCCGGUCCAGACUGAUGGAUGUAACAAGUCACACCUCACCCUUAAAGUGGUGGGAAUGGGCUCCAAAGGCUUCAUAGAGGCAGAAAACGCUGUUGUGGAUUUAGAGGAGAAUCUAGUUGGAAGUUACCGGUCGAUUGAAAUUCCUCUGGUGAACAACAGCCCCUGUCCUGUGUCCUUUCAUCUCUCUGUACAGCAGACAUUUCUCGAUGAGGAACUUAUUUAUGACCCUGAGACUGAGCCAAGUGCUCUACAGCUGGACUGUGAGAGGGGAACCAUCACCUCACACUCCACAAUGCUGCUCCGAUGUACUGUUAAACCAUACAGAAGAACCCAGUACUUAUGGAAAAUCAGCUAUCAGACACUGAAUACUAGUGGGUUUGUGUCGUCUCCCCCUCAGCCAGUGUGUGAGGUGCGAGCUAAGGGUGUGUUCCCCACCCUACAGGUGACUGAUGUGUGCGGUUGUGGCAGUGUGGCCGGACUCAGCAAGGUGUAUCUAUGGAAACUCUUGUCAUUGGAUAACCUCAACAAGCACCUGCUGUCUAUCCCGUCCUCUGCAGAACUUACUUAUGGAACCCCCACUAGACACAGUCUGCGCAGUUGUCCUUCCAUCUUCACCAAAACCAUGUUGGAUUUCAGCUUUAGUGCUGCUCCCAUGAAUUCAGACCCCUCAACUUUUGUGCUGAUGUUUCAUAACCCUGGUCCCAUCCCUGUUAAUUGGGCAUUCUUGUUUCCAGAGGACCAACAGAUAGAGAUGGAGUACUGGGCAGAGACAGGAGAGUUCAGCAGCACUGAGCUGUACCAGAUGAAGGUCCAAGACAACCGUCUGUUCAGCAUUUCUCCUCGUGCCGGAACUUUGUACCCAGGCCAGCAGAGGGCGGUACACUUCAGCUACAGCCAUGACUUUGCUAGGACAGAUCGGUUUCCUGUUGUGUUCAAACUCUCAUAUGGCAGAGAGAUCUUGUUUAACUUCCAGGGGUUGACAGUGGAGAGAGACAGACCAUAUCUCCACUUUGCCUCCAAUCGACAUGUCUUCACCUCUGUAACUAUUGGGGACUGCAGUCCUCCAAGGCAGGUGUAUGAAUUACACAAUGCUGGUGCAGUGCCAGUCCAUUAUGAAGUGGACAGAGCUGUGUUGUCACAGCUUCAGAUAGACAACUUUAACCAUCCAGUGCUGUGCUGCCUCAGUCCAGAAGGAGAGAUCCCUCCUGGGAAGACGGCCAUGCUGGAAUGGAUCUUUUCUCCACUGGAGGCUAAGAUGUACCAUAUGGAUAUUCCUAUAUACAUCCAGGACGGGGACUCAACACUGGUCAGGUUUGAGGGGUGUGGGUUUGAUACUCCAUCACUGGGCUCCUCAAACACAUUUAACUACAGUGAUACUAAGCCACCUGUACCCUGCGUCCAGAGGGUGCCAUUCCCAGGACAGGUUGUAUUUCUGUCUGAGGACAGUGUCUCUCUAGGUGACAUCCCUGUGUCCUCACAAUCUUCAAGAAUCUUCUUCAUCACCAAUGUGUCUCACACGGACAUUGUCCACUACACAUGGGACCUGCCCCAGCAGAGUAAACAGCAGGUGGUGCAGAUUCGUCCAGAGCAAGGCAGUCUGUGUCCAGGGGAGAGUGCUCUUAUUGUCCUUACCUUCACUUCUACUGACUACCCCACCGUUUAUCUGCUGGAUCUCAUCUGUCAGGUUAUUCAGGAAGCCGCACUGACUCGGUAUCAUGAAUCUUUGCAGCGCUUGGAGGAGGAGAGAGAGAGACAGCGAGAUGAAUUCACUAUCACAGACAAGAAGCUUUCAGAAAUCCAAGGGAAUCUGGUGGAUAAGGAACCUGUGGCAGUUCCAGUAAGAAAAGGGCCACCACUCAGGAAAUAUAAGACUCUUCCUCCUAUCUGUGCUAGUAGUAGCUGUGAAACAGUGGGCUCUAUAUGUACUAAGCUAACAAGAGCUGAGCGGCGGGCAUGUCGGGAAACGACGAAAGUACAGAAGCAGCCUGAACCACCCCAACCUUCUCUGUUGCAUCUGGAGGUUACAGCACACUCCCACAGCCUUCAGGAGUACCUCACACACUUUCCUGACCAGUUCAAUAAGCUUUAUAGGCACCUCCAGUCAGUCAAGUCCCGGAAGUCUGAAACCUCUACUUCAAGCACAACCCUCUCCAUUAGUCUGCCUCCACCAACACAUGGCCCUGAGAAAGACUUCCACAGACACAUACUCAACUCUCUGCUAAGGAACAUGCUUGAUGAUUCAGCCUUUGUCCAGUCUCUAAUUACUUUGGCCUCCAAGCCCAUCACCUACCAGCCCUUUCACUGCCCCCCUGUCUAUCCCACAACUUCCUCUCCCCCUAAACCCCAACCUCAAGUUCUGUUGAGUGGGACUAAGGCUGGAUCAAAUCAAGAGCACAACACAGUGGACAGGGAGGGGACUGCAGGAUUUUCGGGAAACACACCCCAAAGACAGAACACGCUGCACACUAAACAUGUGCCUAAUGGCAUGAGUGAAGUUGUUUUGCUGAACACCCUCCAGAACCUGAUGAUGGAAGCUGUCAGAGGAGAGCUUCUCCUUACAGCGCACCCACGCACUGUUAUCCUGCCACCUGUUUCUACCAGAACCAGGAGGAUAUCCAGAGCCAUGGCUGAGGAGAAAAACAGCAAGGAUAGUGUGGACUUAAUUUGAAUCCUCGCCAUCUACCCAUCAUCCCAAAGGCUCAUCUCCCUCCAUCGUUUUCUGCAGUCUUCCUUUCUACGUUCAGGUUGCUCUGACAUAUGAUUUGUAGCUCUUCUGUAUCCCUCCGAGUGCCAUCCAUCAUUUUCUAUCCAUUAUACAGCUUUAUUCAUGUGUCUCUUCUUCCUAGCCCCAUGUCUCAGCACUUGCUGUGCUUCAUCUUGCUUUCUCGUGCUGACAAGACUGCUGACUUCUCACAGACUCCUCCAUAAAUAUUUCAGAAAUGAUGUUGCAGUUGUAUUAAGUCAUUACCAAAGGUUUGAACAUUAAUAAAAGUGAAUCUAACUUGUAACUCUUGA